Varanus komodoensis (Komodo dragon) is the source of this 1293-nucleotide messenger RNA. It is a transcript of the gene DDA1, whose product is annotated as DET1 and DDB1 associated 1. The transcript is spliced from 5 exons. Gene Ontology annotation, cellular component: Cul4-RING E3 ubiquitin ligase complex. Lineage: Eukaryota; Metazoa; Chordata; Lepidosauria; Squamata; Varanidae. The record is from RefSeq and is a predicted model, not a curated record. Gene Ontology annotation, biological process: positive regulation of proteasomal ubiquitin-dependent protein catabolic process. The coding region runs from base 1 to 366 and encodes 121 amino acids.
AUGGUGGGGGCUCGCAGGGAGAAGACUUUGGGGGGCGGGGGACCUGUUAAGAAGAUGAAGGCAGACUUUCUGAAAGGGUUGCCGGUUUACAACAAAAGCAAUUUCAGCCGAUUCCAUGCAGACUCUGUAUGUAAGGCUUCGAACAGGAGACCGUCAGUUUAUCUCCCCACGCGGGAAUACCCCUCGGAGCAAAUCAUUGUAACGGAAAAGACAAACAUACUUUUGCGUUACCUACAUCAGCAGUGGGACAAAAAGAAUGCUGCAAAGAAGAGAGACCCGGAACAAGUGGAUCUCGAAGGCGAAAACUCUGCCCCACCCCGCAAAAUCGCCCGGACAGACAGCCAAGAUAUGAAUGAGGACACUUAAAACUCUCACUUGUUUUCUGUGUUAAUAUUUACAGGCGCUUCCAGAGUGGGUUUUUUUUUGGGGGGGGGCGGUCUUUCAGCGUGUAUUCACACACAGAAAUGCCCACUACCAGCCACUGGAGUUUCCUUUCUUUUUCUCCCCUGCUCUUUUCCACUGUGCAGCCCAAACCACUUUUGACUUCGUAGGAGCCAAUCUAUUUAUUUUGUUUGUGUGUGAUAGUGGGGAGGCGCGGGGGGGAGGGUCUCCUCUUCCAUUUUUCUUUGGAAGUAUUUAUGUUCACUCACUUGCUUCUGUGCUGGAGCAAGUCAGGAAAAAUGAUGUUUAAACUGUGAUCAAUGCCUUUUUUUAAAAAAAAGAAAAUAAAAAAACAUGUUUGUGGCUGCACCUUCCCCACCUCCUACUAACAUGAACUGUUUUCCUGUGGGGGAGGCCAGCUCAUGUUAAUAGUGGCCCCCCUUCCCACCCACUUCUCUCUCUCCAUGAUAGAAAGGCCCAUGCCAUCCGUUGCAUUACUGGCGUGUGAUUAGGACUGAGUUCGCUAGUUGUAUCUUUCUACACACUUAAUAAAGAAGUAAUUUGAGGAACUGUGGGUGGGGGGGCAUUUGCUUCCCACAGAUGUACCCCUAAUGCACCAUUUCUGAAAAGAAAGGAAAUAUCUGUGAUGGUUCCCCUUGAGUUGAUGGUCUGGUCAGAGGUGUGGUCUGCGCUUCCAAGGAGGGUUUAUUUCCACCGUUCACACUUCAGCCUUUCUCCCUCUACCCUUGUGUCCUUCCUGGGGAGCCCACUAGGGCAUCGGCCAUAGAUUGAGGUAAAACCACAUCUCAGCUCACUCUCUGCGUCUGUCUUGUUCGCUCGCUCGCUCCCCUCUUUGAACAGAGCACUUCUGUGCAACUUCUUGAAUAGAAUAAAUAAGAAUAUUUCUCACCA